Messenger RNA from Mobula hypostoma (lesser devil ray), 3162 nucleotides. It is a transcript of the gene gdpd1, whose product is annotated as glycerophosphodiester phosphodiesterase domain containing 1. The record is from RefSeq and is a predicted model, not a curated record. Gene Ontology annotation, cellular component: endoplasmic reticulum membrane. Gene Ontology annotation, biological process: glycerophospholipid catabolic process; N-acylethanolamine metabolic process. NCBI's taxonomy places the organism in Eukaryota, Metazoa, Chordata, Chondrichthyes, Myliobatiformes, Myliobatidae. Gene Ontology annotation, molecular function: phosphoric diester hydrolase activity; phosphatidylcholine lysophospholipase A1 activity. The transcript has 10 exons. The coding region runs from base 153 to 1103 and encodes 316 amino acids.
GCCUGCUGUUUGUGAGCGCGGCGGUUUUCCUCGUCGUGUUGACACUCCCUCACCUUUCCCCUCCCAACCCAUCCCAUCCCUUUCCCUCCUAUCUCUCACUCUCUCUCUCUCCUUCUCCCGUGUGAAGCGACGGCGCCGAGCCGACUGCAGCAAUGUCAGCCACGCUCUACCUCCUCUCCACUCUCGGCGGUUACAUCCUCUCGUCGGCUCUGUUCUUCAAGUGCCCGACGCUGCUGCACAGCAAGAAGCGCCAGAUCUUCAGGUGCCGGCACAUCUCUCAUCGCGGGGGUGCCGGAGAGAACCUGGAAAACACAAUGGCAGCCUUUAGACAUGCUGUACAGCUGAGGACAGACAUGCUGGAGAUGGACUGUCACAUGACCAAAGAUGGCCAAGUAGUGGUGUCACAUGACAACAACCUGAAGCGAAUCACAGGAUUGAAUGUGAAUAUUGACAGCCUCACUUUUUCAGAUCUCCCACAGUACAACUGUAGACUGAACGUGUCCUUCAAGAAAGAUUGCUUCUGUGAUGGAGGAGAUGACAAACGUAUUCCGCUAUUGAAGGAAGUGUUUGAUGCCUUUCCCACGACGCCCAUCAACAUCGACAUUAAAGUUAACAAUGACCUCCUCAUUAAGAAGGUAUCUGAUUUGGUCAGUGAGUAUAAUCGUCGGGAACUCACUGUCUGGGGCAACGGCAGUGAAACUAUUGUGAAGAAAUGUUACAAAACGAAUCCAAGCAUCCCGAUCCUGUUCAGCCUGCAGCGAGUGCUCCUGCUGCUGGGUCUCUUCUACACGGGGCUCCUGCCCUUCUUCCCCUUGAGAGAACAGUUUCUGGAGAUCCCCAUGCCCUCUAUCAUUCUCAAGCUGCAGGAAUCAUGCAAGAUCCCCUGGACCCAGCGGCUGCUGAUCUGGCUCGCUGACACGUUACUGAUGAGGAAGUGUCUCUUUGAGCAUCUCAAAGCGAGAGGAAUUCAGGUCUACAUCUGGGUUCUGAAUGAUGAGGAUGACUUCAAGCGAGCCUUUGACUUGGGAGCAACAGGCGUCAUGACUGACUACCCAACACAGCUGAAGAAGUUUCUAGAAAGUUAUACCUUCAAAGAGGAGUAGAAGGAGAGAUUGCAGUGGCGGGGGGGGGGGUGCGGUCUGUGGCUGGGGAGGGACAAGUGAAAGGAAUUGCAUCAGCUAGUAGCCAGAACUGUCUCCCAGCCGAUGUAAAUCUUUGCUGCAGCAACAGAUUGGCUUGGUUCACUGUGUCUUGUUCUCUUCUGACCCACUUUAGAUUGUACCAGCAGUCAGAGUUCCCUGCAAAAGUUAAGGAGAAGAAUAAUAAAUCAGCCAUGAUGGAACGGCAGAGCAGACUUGAUGGGCCGAAUGGUCUAAUUGUGCUCCGUUGUCUUAUGCUCUUAAAGAUUAGUUUGAAACAUGUCUUUACAAGUAUUUAAACUACUUUCAGUUAUUUCAAACCAAGUGUUGGUUGCGAAGCAUCCUGUGUUAAAAUCUGUGUCAGUUUAUAUUUGAAAGAAAACUGGUUUGUCUUGAACACUCGUGAAGCAGCUGCCUCCUAUGGCAGAAGGACACUCGGCCCAUCUGCCUUGCACUGGCACUUUAAAAGAUCACCUCAAAUGCAUCAUUUCACUCCUGCACUGUAUCCUUUCCUUUCUAAUUAUUUAUUUGAUUCCUUUUAAAAGAUGUUCCCACCACCUUGGGCACUGAGUUCCAGAUUUCAGCAAUGAAAAUAGUGACGAUUCUGGAUUGAAACUUCAGGGCCUUAGACCAGCAAGAAGUGAAACUACAGUGUACAGACACGUGCUCUGCAGGCUGGGGCACAGUGGUGGGGGGGGGGGCAAGGUCACAGACAGGAAUCCUCUUCUGAAGCUCAUCAAGCCUGUUCUGCAAUUUAUAUAAGGAAGCCUGCGUCCUAUCUUCCUUUCAUUGACCUUGUCUGGCGAUAGAGCUGAGUUCUGGGGAUGUCAUUCAGCCCUGGUCUGGGCUGCUCAGGAGCUCUAGACACCCUCCGCUUGAAGAAACAUCUCCAACCCCCUCUCAAGAUGUGACCUUCAGCUGCCCCCACCACCCCACACUGCUGGCCCUAACAAGGCCAGCAUUCCCUUCUGUCCACCCGAUUGAUACCUUCCAAUAUGUUUUACCCCAAAAUUUACUUCAUUCAUGCUACAAGAUAAUAUUCAAAAGGAAGGAAACAGUGCCAAACAAAGCCUUUGCAUUCUUGGUCAGUACAUUACAUAAUGUAAACUUGGAAGAGAGAAACACAAGCAUUGCACCUUUUCCACAACAUGGCCCCCUGAGAUGAUAUCCCUUCCAUUAUCCAGGGGGCCCAAAAUCUCCAGAACAGCUCUGUCCAAUCUCCCCCGAGUCUUGGUUCUGGAUGGGGAUCCUGAUUUUCCCCUCUGUCUGAGAUGGACAAACUUAAUCCAGAUUAGGUGGGAACUAAACCUGGCACAGUGUGCUGGCUGAGCUGGGGUUGGGACUGAGGGCUGGUGGAUCAGACGCUGGAUCCAUCAAUGCCUCUACCUGAUCGUGCCAGCCAGCCCCGUAUGUGGGGGGGGGGGGCUGGGAUUCAUGGUCACUAGUGGUGGCUUUGUACCUGAGCUGGUAUCCGGCUAAUGUAUUUGCCUAGCACUCCUCACCUUGGAAGCUGUAGAUCAGUGGGUUUGAAGCCAGCCUUUAACCGGUAAUUGAGAAAUGGGCAAGCUGAGGCCUCACCUACUUGGCCCUGAUGAAUGUGGUAAAAAUCCACACAUGGAUGAAGAUAACUGGACAAAGAACCAAUUCCUCGUCCUCGUGAAUGGAGUUUGUCACCACUGUUUAUGUUUUUUUUGUUUGCUGUCGACCUUUUCUUUGAGUUAACAUUAGUCGGCUUCCCACCGUGUUGUCUCUCAGUCUACCUGAUUCAUGGAGAAAACAGGGUUUUUGUCCCACAAUAAUAAAUGUAUCUCGUGUUUUGUCUUAAUACAGAGGAUGAAUAAAUUUUUGCCCAUUAACUGGCUGGGGCUUGAGCCCGCUGCGGUUAAUUGACCUCACUUUAACAAAUGAACAGAAAAUUAAUGCAUUGUGUUGUAGAUAAUGGUAAAUACUGCCCUACUAAAUCGUGUGUGAUUAAAAUGUUGUGAUUUGUCAGCAUUCAAAUGUUUUUUUUAAUGAAAAAGAC